AUGACCACAAAAAACUUAUCAUCAACAUCUUUCAAAGGUAAAAUUAAUGGACAACGUUUACCACCGAUUCCUGUUACUAAUGAGCAACCAGCCACAACAACAACAACAACAACAACAACAGCAAAUGGCGAUCAUCCGACCUCGAUUUUGAAAAAAUCAAAGCUAUUAAUCGAAAAUGUAAACAAUGACGAUGAUCGUACACUUCCUCUUGAUGAUGAUGAACUCGAAACUUCACGGGUUAUCUUUCAAAAAUCACAAGCAGAUGUACUUCUACUACUAGACACUUAUCCACCUAGAACUUGGGCAGUACCAAAAUGUUUACAAUCAGGCUAUGAAAAUACACUAGAUCAAGGUCAAAACCAAAAUACGAUAUUUCAUAUUCCUCUGUCUUCUGAUAAUCAACACGAUGAUCCUACUCAUGCAUUCCCAUCGCCGAUCAGCGAUCGAAUAUCAUCGUCGCGUUACUGUCGCCGGUCUGUCAGCAGUGCUUGCAGUCGUCGCUCGUCAAUUCUUUUUCAUCGUAACACUGGUGUUCCUGUUGACUCGACAAAACUUCAACGUGAAAAUACAUUUGACACAGUAUGUGAAAGUCUCACAGGCAGCUUUCUUCCAUCAUAUACGCCUCUACCACCGAUACCAACUGAUCCAGUUCCCAAUUUAACAAGCUCAUUAACGAUUCCGCCAACAGCUCCACUACCAAGUAUAUCACCACCAUUAGUAACUGCUGAACAAAUACCUGCUAUACAAGAAAAAAAAGACGAGUUUACUCGACGUUUACUCUCGAAAAGUUUUCAUCGUGAAGCAACUGUUUUGUCCAACAAUAAAACUAUGCAAUCUCCAACAGUUAUACAUAAAGCACCGUUAGAUAAACCUAUUGCUACAACACGAUUAUCAAAACCUACUGCGCCAGUACAAUCACAAAAACCAAUUGUUGACAAUCGUCGCGUAAACAGCGUUGAACGACAUGUUCCAGCAGCUCCUCCUAUUCGAAAUAAAAUGCCAACAACAGCCAGCAGUAUUCCAACGAAUCUAAAUAAUCAACGUUUUGUAAAAUUUCCGUUAGACAUUUUUCAACCACAGCUCAAAUCUAAUAUUGCAACAAAUGUAACAAAUAAAAAGCCUCUGCCAGCAUGUAAUAAAACAAAAUUUUCAACAAAACCUAAUACAGCCAAGGUUAAAUUUAAUCCAACCAUAUCUGAUGAAGAAAUAAUCCAAUCCAACAAUGACGUCAUUCCUCCUUCUUUUCAUGUUGCUACCCCUAAUGAAACAGCUCAAGUAACAAAUACUGUCAAAACAGAAGAAUCAUCUGUUUCAAUUGCAAACAACGAAUCUACAUCUCCGCAGACCGAACAACAAAUUAAAUUAGACAUUUCUACUGAACCUAAACGUAAUUUAUCGCCUCGUUGUAAUUCACACUAUGGUCGUCAAUCUUUACAUCCAGUACCACAACCAUUAUCAUUACAAGGUGAAAAACCUGUUGAUCCUAAUUAUCCACCAGCAACAGCCAGAACUACUACAUCAGCAAUGAUCAAUUGUCAACGAAGAGGAAGUUUAAAAGGUCAACCUGUAAUUACAGAAUUAUUUGCAGAUUCUGUAGUUGAAACGCAAAAUCCUAGUGUAAAACCUGAACUAAUGCCUUCAGGCAAACCAUCUAUGGUUAAAAUGAAAAAACCACGAAGAAAUUGUAUUAAAACUGCUAAACCCAAAAAACAAAUCACUGCUAAUAAGCCAAAAAUAACACCGAAAAUUAUAGAAAAAAUUGAAGUAAAAUGUCAAAAUACAAAUUCAGAACUUGAUCAACAAGAAAUACCGAAUGAAAAUACAAUGAUUGUCUCUGGAACUGAUUGGGUCAUGGCAGUUAAAGUACAGGCUAAGAAUGAUGAAGAUCCUACACUUUCACAAUUAUGUGAAAUAUCUACUAUUGACGAAGAAGAUCUACCAUCGUGUGCUUCACCUACAGAUCAUCUAGAUGUAUCACAAACCACACUCAUGACAAGUUUUGGUGACAAUACGAGACGGAAUAGUAUGGAAUCGUUACAAGCAGUUGAAAUCAGUCCUGUUUUAACUCAAAUUAUUGAACACCCUAUUGAAUCCCUUUCUCAAAAUUCCAUUCAACCACCAAAAUCAAAUGAACCUCAACUGAUUAAUUCUGAUAUUCGUACUGUUUAUGAAACAUUACAAGAUUCAAUUCGUAAAGAUACAUCACUUCGCUCAUUGCCAUCGCUAGUCAAUGAACAAGACACUGCAUCAGUCAAACCAUCAACAACAGCAAGCACAACAUCUAAGAAUAAAACAUUGCCAUUUGAAACUUCUCUUAGUAUUACACAAACAUAUAACAAUUCAGAUACUGGCCUUUCUAUCCGACCCGCUUUACGUGUUGUUAAUGAUAGUUUAAAUAGUCGAGGUAGUGAAACUCUUGAUUCAACAAGUAGUCAUGAAGAUUAUAAUGCAACACCAUUAUGUACUGAAAGUGAUUGUGAUGAAAUUUAUCGAACAGCACGAAAAGGUCGUCAAGUCGGACGAGGAGCAUUUGGUAUUGUUUGGUCAUAUUUAACAAUAACCGGAAGAAUGAUUGCUGUUAAAGAAAUUGAACUAGACGAAGGUGAUAGUGAACGUGUACGUAAUGAUUAUGAAUCAGUACGUGAAGAAGUUCAUAUACUUCGAGCAUUGACUCAUCCAUAUGUUGUCAAAUUUCUUGGAAUUUCAUUAGAAAAUACACGUUUAAUAAAAAUUUUCAUGGAAUAUCUUCCAAAUGGUACCAUUGAAAAUAUGUUAAUAUCGUUUGGUCCAUUUCAUAAUGAUGUACUAAAAAAAUAUACUCGACAAAUUGUUGAAGGUGUUUUCUAUCUUCAUCAGAACGGUGUCGUUCAUCGAGAUAUAAAAGGAAAAAAUGUUAUGCUUGAUUUUGAUGGUAAUAUAAAACUAAUUGAUUUUGGUUGUGCAAAACGAUUAAAGAAAAAUCAAAAUACACAUUCAAUGCGACAAAUACUUAAAUCAAUGAAAGGUACAGCCAAUUGGAUGGCACCAGAAGUAAUAGCAGAGACUGGACAUGGAAAAAAAGCAGAUAUUUGGUCAAUAGGCUGUACUUUAUGUGAAAUGGCAACAGGAAAACCACCAUGGUCUUCAGAACAUAAUCAUCUAGCUGUAUUAUUAAUUAUUGCUAAUGGUACAAAACCACCGGCAGAUCUACCUGAUACCUGUCCAGUAUCAGCUCAAGAAUUUUUUCGCUUAUGUUUAACACGUGAUCCAGUAGUAAGACCAUCAGCGAAAGAUCUACUGGCUCAUCCAUUUUUAGUUUCUUGA
Molecule: messenger RNA, 3303 nt
Organism: Rotaria socialis
Lineage: Eukaryota; Metazoa; Rotifera; Eurotatoria; Philodinida; Philodinidae
Source: the annotation of a GenBank genome assembly